ACACAUUUCUUGUGAUUCACGUCAAGUGUCCUAAUGUUGUGCACCUCUUGUGUCCACCAAUUGGUGCGAAAUUGUGGUCAUUUGUGGUGAUAAUUGUGGGCCUAAUGAAUGUCUUUGACGAGUGAUGAGUCCCGCGAAGAACAGUUGGGAAUGAGUUUCAGACCAAUGAUUAUCUCGUUAUAAAUGAAUUCACGAAAGACUUCCUCCUCGUCCUCAACGACACUGUUGUCGACGACAAGCAAUGGUCGCACCAAUUGGUCCUCCAAUUCGUCACAAUUCCUGCAAACCAUUGAAGACAAUGUGUCCAAUGCUUACUACAAAUACGGACUCAUCUGUUCCCGACAUCCAGUUGUGGUCAUUGUGUCCACUCUUAUCAUUGUCUCCAUCUGUUGCUAUCCAUUGACUGGCAUUCGCUAUCUUUUGGGCAAUUCUUCACAAAAGUUUAUCACAUCCAUUGACAACACAUUUCCAUCCGAAGGCAUCGAUGGCCAGAGAAGUGGUGACACGAAUCCGAUCCCCAAUUGGUUUGAAACGAACCAAUCGUUUGCUUUUAUACAACAAAUAGUUGUCAAGUCUUCAGUGAUCCCAUGGAAAGACAAUCUAAUUCUUAUGGACGCCAUUCGGGCCCCUCUUUCGCAGUCUUUUAAGCUCAUGGAAACCAUUUCCAACUACCAGUUCCUCAACGACGAAAGAGCCGAAAGUCUGAAUAACUAUUGCUUUCAAAUAUCGGAACCGAUCGCCAAAAUGGUUGACAAACAGUCGGCGUCUUUUCUGCCGAUGUAUUCGUGUCUCGCCUUAAGUCCGGCCAACAUAUGGCAGAACGACAUCAAUAACUUCUUAAUGGACUCCACUAUCGUUAAGACCAUGUACUCAAUCAAAGAUCUCGCGUCUCCUCAUUCUUCUGGAAGUCUUCGUGAUAUUCUAUUCGGCAUUCCAUGGAUGGAGACCGGCAUCAAGAGGCUAUACGUGCGCACCCGACAGAGGACUAUCACUUUCGCCAUCACUUUAGUCAUGUCGACGCAAAGCCAACAAUAUAUCGACGGUUUGACCGCUUUUUUGAAAGAGAAAUAUUCAUUGAAUCCGACGCCAAAUGACAAUCAAACAGCCAAUGAAGACAGUGCUCAAGAGGAUGAUGAGCCCACUUGGGCGCUCGCCCUGUGCUCUGUGCUCACUGUCAUCAUGUCUUUACUGAUGUCUUUGGGCAUCUGUUUACGACUGGGCUUUAAUCCCACGCUAAAUGCCACUCAUAUUCUUCCGUAUAUUGUCAUAAUAAUCGGUCUCGAAAACAUGUUAGUUCUGACAAAGUCUGUUGUUUCGACACCCGCACACCUGGACAUCAAAGUGCGAGUGGCGCAGGGCCUGAGCCGGGAGGGCUGGUCUAUCACUAAAAAUCUCAUGACUGAGAUCACACUUUUGACAUUUGGUUUCUUCACGUUUGUUCCAAUGAUUCAGCUCAACAACAAAGUCAAUAGCAAUGGCCACACAAACGCACAGAAGACACACAGUAGACAUAACUCGUCGGCAGACAAUGGUUUAACAUUUGGUAACCGGACGUAUGGCCAGAAUGUAUUCGCCCGGCCAUCCAAACCGAGUCACUUCAAAAUGCCUAAACGUUUACGAGUUGUGUAUUUUGUGGCGCGAACUCGUUUAGUGCAAAGGGCUCUCAUGUUAGUCCUAAUCGGUUGGAUCUCUUUUUUGGUCUACAAUUUCGAGAUUAUCGAGAAUUUGAGUCGUGAUUCUCAGCACUCCAUUGGAAACCCAUUCUUUCAGUCACCAAAUGCCCGAAACAAUCAAUUUGUAGCGAAAAGCGCACUAAAUAGUGAACACAUUAACCAAAAGUCGUCUAAAACCGAAGACAAGUUUGACAACAAUUCUGAUACGACUGCAGACAUGCCUCAAAUGCAUCGUUUGGUUCAUCACAACCCAAAUCUGUGGAAAUCGUUGUCCUCUCAGCACUGGUCAGCGCUUUUCAAUUACUAUAACCUCUCGCUGUCCGGCAAUUAUAUUACAAUUUUACCGCCAAUACUACUCUCCAUUCCCGUGAGUCCCGAGUCGACCGUCCAGACCCGAAAUCCUGCCGAAAGCGAUCCACAAAUCUUUCGCCAAUUUCUCUCUCCUCCUGGCCUUCAAUCCAUUGAUCCGAACGACGAAAAAGACGACAAUUUCAACGGUUUGAACACCGAUUCAAUUCCACACAUUCCGAUGCAGUGGAGUUCAGCUGAAAUCUUCAUAACAGUGGCCCUAUCGGUGCCGAGUAUUAUAUUUAUUAUAUACGUGUUUGUGCUGAUGUAUAGGUGUAUGUGUUCUCGGAAUUACGCCGAAUGGCGAGACUCGUGGUCACAAACUCUGAAAUUUGGCAAAAAUCAGACCAUCAAAAAGGGUGUUUCGAGUUAUGACUUCAUUGACUUCGAAACCAAUCCAAUUCGACUCCAAGACCACGAACAAGAGCUCAACCACUUGGCCUCAAAUAGCGACACACCGUUUGUGCUGUCGAUCUGCACGGACGGGGACUUGAGGGUAUGGGACGUCCUGUCGGGUGAGUGUCAUACGUAUAUCAAGCGCUUUAUCAGCGAGCAGUCAGUUGUGCGCAAACGCUUCCAACCGACACAUAAGCCGAGCGGAAGCUUCUCAUCGGACUCGACGUACGGCUCAUCGCCUGGAAAUGCAAACGACUUCUUGACUGAAAUACCGAAUAAUAAUUUGAAUCAAAUCUCCGAAAAGCAAUCGCCACUCAUUCACAGGACUGGCAGCGCCGGCAGUAGUGAUGGCUAUAAUUUUUCGCCAUAUUUGAGUCAACAGACCUCUUACUCCUCACAAAACCUUUUGACUGAAUUAAUACUUAACGCUGUCGUGAACUCGGAAGAGGUGUCGCCGAACGAGAUCUCAGUGAACCUAAAGACCGAAUCGAGUCUUCCAUUUGAGCCCAUUUGGUGUUCAGACAUAUUCGGGAAACUCGUUAUAAUUGGCUGCAGAAGCGGUCGACUCGAGGUGUGGGACGCACUGAACGGCAAUCUCUGCUUCUUCUACGACGACAACAAGAGUGGUGUGACGGCACUGAAGGCCACGAACACCAAACUAGUGGUCGCCAGACUUAACGGAACCCUCGAGAUAUUCAAUUUGGAAAUUAUCAAUGGCUUUAGUGUCAGCAUCUCUUCGAGCACUUCCCAGUCGUGUCCGCAUCCGGCCAAAGGCCAAGUGAUUCGCUAUAAUCUGAUGCAUUCAAUUCGCGCUCACUUGCAGCCAAUCACUGCUCUCCAAAUUGAAUCCUCAAACGUUAUAACCGGCGGUUUGGACCACUUAUUGAAGGUCUACCGCACGGACACCGCUAACUGUCUGUUCACACUUCACGGACAUUGUGGCGGAAUAACUGCCAUUCAUAUCGACCAAUAUUCGCCAUCCACUGCAAUCAGUGGCUGUCAAGUGGGACAGGUGUGCGUAUGGGAUGUCAUGACCGGCACCUGUGUCUUCAGCUUAGAAGCACAUAUGGACGCAUCAGUGACGGCACUCAUAGCCACUCCACUCUAUUUUAUCAGUUCAGGAACUGACAACAGAAUCUGUCAUUUGGUUCAUUGCAUUCAAAAUCACCACAGCUUCUGUAAGGAACUGCUUUUACUGACGCCUAACAUACUGGUGACGGCCAGAGAGGAUCACUUAGUUUUGUUUGACAUAUCGGAAGCCAUAGCCAUUAGAAUCAUUGAAUUGGACGCCAAUUGCGAUAAACAAAACUAUAUCAAGAACCUGAAGAUAUCGUCUCAAAGUCGUGCCGUAGUCUGCGAUUACGGCAAACAGUUGUGUGUCAUUCACUUCCCCAGUGUUACUGAAAAGAGUGAUUAAUUUAUUGGAUUUUAUUUUUAUUAAUUAUUCAAAGUUUGUGAACAAAAUGCGAGAUUUGAAAUGAAUUUGAAGUUUUUAUUCUCAGUACAGUACUAGUCAUU
Molecule: messenger RNA, 3935 nt
Organism: Oppiella nova
Lineage: Eukaryota; Metazoa; Arthropoda; Arachnida; Sarcoptiformes; Oppiidae
Source: the annotation of a GenBank genome assembly